Molecule: messenger RNA, 1017 nt
Organism: Trichobilharzia szidati
Lineage: Eukaryota; Metazoa; Platyhelminthes; Trematoda; Strigeidida; Schistosomatidae
Source: the annotation of a GenBank genome assembly
CUUAGACACAGCAAUUCCACAAAACAGUAAAAAAACGUUCAAGUGCGCUGUGAGUUAUAAUCUGAAAAGCUGGGGAAUCCUUAUUCCACAGUAAAAACGCGCGCCUUCUGUAAGCUACGUUACUUAGUUCACAAUUUUGAUAAGAUAAAUGGAGCUCCAAGAUGUAUUCUAUUCAAAGUCACAGUACAUAGAAACAGCUAGUGGAAACAAAGUUAGUCGAAGAUCUGUUCUGUGUGGAAGUCAAAAUAUUGUAUUAAAUGGAAAAACAAUAAUUAUGUCCGGUUGUAUCAUAAGAGGUGAUUUGGCCAACAUUCGUAUUGGAAGACAUUGUGUUAUUGGUCGUAAAGCUGUUAUCCGACCACCGUUUAAAAAGUUUAGCAAAGGUGUUGCCUUUUUCCCCCUUCAUAUCGGGGAUAAUGUUUUCAUUGAAGAGGAUUCUGUUGUCAACGCAGCACAAAUUGGCUCGUAUGUACAUAUCGGUAAAAAUUGUGUUAUUGGUCGACGUUGUGUACUAAAAGAUGCUUGUGCAUUAAGAGAUAAUACAGUGUUGCCACCAGAAACAGUUGUACCUCCUUUUAGUAUAUUCGGUGGUUCACCUGGUCGUUUAAUUGGUGAACUUCCUGAGUGUACACCAGAUUUAAUGGUUGACUUGACGCACGGAUUUUAUCAGCACUUUUUACCUACAGAUGAACCUGAAACUGACUACUGAUAUUUCGAACUGGUCAAUAAAAUAUAACUCUGCACAUUUCAACGUGAUAUUUAUUGUUAUUUUCCCUAUGGAUUACUGGGAAUGGUUUUUUGCCUUUUGUAAUGUGAUUUACAUAAUUCUAUAUGUGGUGUUGUACAUGAUGGCGAAAUGUUUAGAACACUUUUCAAGUUUAUCGUGUUUGUGGUCUCGGUAUCAACUGCUUGUCACUAGUAAUUCCAUAACUGCACUAACGUGGAAUUCUAUGUUGCAAUGAAACUGCAUUGUAUUUAGUCUGUUUUCGCUAAAUAUACAUUGUAAUGAAAUCAGUC